Toxotes jaculatrix (banded archerfish) is the source of this 2017-nucleotide messenger RNA. Its product is annotated as free fatty acid receptor 2. Lineage: Eukaryota; Metazoa; Chordata; Actinopteri; Toxotidae. The transcript is spliced from 2 exons. The coding region runs from base 313 to 1332 and encodes 339 amino acids. Gene Ontology annotation, cellular component: plasma membrane. Gene Ontology annotation, molecular function: G protein-coupled receptor activity. The record is from RefSeq and is a predicted model, not a curated record. Gene Ontology annotation, biological process: G protein-coupled receptor signaling pathway; cellular response to fatty acid.
AGUCGAGCUGUGGUCACAGACGUUCACUUUUGUGUGAUGCAGCUCAUUAGAGAAGGGCAGAGCUCAAUGCCCCCGAGGAAACGAUGAGCGUUGGUUUAUCGGUGGGGACAGGAAAACCACGCUGUCUCGCCGGGUUUGUUCCAGGCAGCUGACCCAAUAAGAAGCCUUCGUCUCCUGUGGUUCUGACUGCCUGACAGAUCAAACAUCCCUCUGCUGCAGUGUAUUCAACUCCCCCCUCCCCCCCCAGAGUCAAGGACAUAAUGUGACACAUCUCGAUCCCUGACUGACUAACUGACUUACACUGGGGCCACCAUGCAGGAGUGUCACACUGGACUGUGUCUGUCUGUCUACAUCAUUACCUUUGUGCUGGGCUUCCCGGCCAACAUCCUUGCCUUUUACACUUUCUGCAAGAAAGUGAGGCAGAAACCCACACCGAUUGACAUCCUGCUCCUCAACCUGACCAUCUCUGACCUCCUCUUCCUCCUCUUCCUGCCCUUUAAGAUGCAGGAAGUGAUGAACAACAUGUUGUGGGACAUGCCCUACGUCCUCUGCCCGCUGUCUGGCUUCAUCUUUUACAUGACCAUCUACAACAGCACCUUCUUCCUCACUGCGGUCAGCAUAGAGCGCUACCUGGGUGUGGCUUUCCCCAUCCAGCACUCCAUGAGGAGGAGACCUGUGUACGCCGUUGCUGCCAGCAUCUUCUUCUGGAUUUUCUCCAUUGUCCACCUGAGCAUUGUGUUCAUUGUGCCCUUAAUCGGCUCUGAAGACCCGAAUAACACCUUAGGCCACAAUGCCUCAAGCAGCUUUGGCAAUGGUUACAAAAAUAAGGAAGUGUGUUAUGCGAAUUUCACAGAGGCUCAGUUGAAUGUCCUCCUGCCCGUACGUUUGGAGCUCUGUGUGGUACUUUUCUGCAUCCCUUUCCUGAUUUGCAGUUUCUGCUACAUCAAUUUCAUCAGGAUUCUCUCUAAGCUGCAGCACAUUGACCGGCGCCGGCGCCUCCGGGCCAUUGGCAUGGCUUUAGGAACACUGCUAGUUUUUGCUUUAUGUUUUGGCCCCUACAAUGUCUCGCACAUUGUGGGUUUUAUUACAUGGAAAAGCCCUGACUGGAGAGACAAGGCCCUGCUGUGCAGCACCUUCAACGCUUGUCUAGACCCUCUUAUUUUCUACUUCUCCUCCUCUGCUGUAAGAGGGAGUGUGGGUAGUGUGGUGGAAGCGGUUAAAAUUCACCUAAACAGGUGCAUGUCUUGUCACAUGUUCCGGGGCUUGGGGUGGGGAAUUAGCAAGACUGCAAAAGAUAAGGAACACAAACAAGAGGAGACCAAUACUAUCUGAGCUGACUGAAAGGGAGCAAUGGGCAGCUGCAUUCACUAAUUUGUUUUUUUACAUCCCUGGAAGCAGGAAAUUAAUGCCAUGUUUAUGUUUUUACACGUGAGAAAAUGAAUUGGCAUACUGUAAACAGUGCAGCGAGUCUGUUUGACUCUGUUGAACCUCCUGUUUGGAAACAUGACCAAAGAGGAAACCUUCUGUCUGUCUGAGCAGUACACAGCAGUUUUUAUGCAGUGUAAUCUUUGAACCCACAGAGACAAGCUACUUUGAACUGUCACAUUCAAAUGAAAAAUGUCUCUUUAUCAAUCACAGAAUGUAGCAAACUUUAUCAAAUGCAGUAAAGUGUUGCGAAGCUCUGUGGGUAAAGACAAUGAAAAUGCAUUUCUAAGCAACAGCUUUGGGUGUCAUCUCUGACCAAUUUCCUUCUAGCUUUAACCAUGUACAUGUCAACUGUUUAAAAUAACUUGCGCAUUAUGCGUCAGCUAUUCUGAGAAAAAACAGAGAACUGUGGUGUGAGAUCUGAAAGAUGAUUCAAGCAUGUUGAAACUGAUAGGGCUCUGUAAAUAUCUGUAAUAUGUAGCUAAUAUGCACUUUGCUUUUUAUAUGGAUAUUUGUGUACUUUGUAUUUUGUCUUACAUGAUUAUGGACAUUCUCAAGCAGAUAAAUUUAUAUCAUAUUGUGAUUAGAGGCA